CAGAAGGUUCCGCGCCGGUUUCUUUGCUCGCCGCGAAGAUGAUGGGCCCGCGCCCCGUCCUCGUGCUCAGUCAGAACACAAAACGUGAGACUGGAAGGAAAGUCCAGACUGGAAACAUUAAUGCUGCUAAGACUAUAGCUGAUAUCAUCAGAACGUGCUUGGGACCAAGAGCCAUGAUGAAAAUGCUGUUGGACCCCAUGGGUGGGAUCGUCAUGACCAACGAUGGCAAUGCUAUCCUCAGAGAAAUUCAGGUCCAACAUCCAGCUGCCAAGUCCAUGAUUGAAAUCAGCCGCACUCAGGAUGAAGAAGUAGGUGAUGGGACCACCUCUGUCAUUAUUCUUGCUGGAGAGAUGCUAGCAGUUGCAGAGCACUUCUUGGAGCAGCAGAUGCACCCGACGGUAAUCAUUGGGGCGUACCGUAAAGCACUGGAUGACAUGAUCAGUGCACUGAAGAAAAUAAGCACUCCAGUCGAUGUCAACAGCCGUGAAGCCAUGCUCAAAAUAAUCAACAGCGCCAUCAACACCAAGGCGAUCAGUCGCUGGUCAGACCUGGCCUGCAGCAUUGCCCUGGAUGCCGUCAAGACCGUGGAGUUUGAGGAGAACGGCAGGAAGGAAAUUGACAUCAAGAAGUAUGCCAAAGUAGAAAAGAUUCCAGGCGGCAUUAUCGAGGAAUCAUGUGUCCUGCGUGGGGUCAUGCUCAAUAAAGAUAUCACUCACCCUCGAAUGCGUCGCACCAUCAAGAACCCUCGCAUUGUCUUGUUGGACUGCUCUUUGGAGUACAAGAAAGGAGAAAGUCAGACUGAAAUUGAAAUCACCCGCGAGGAGGACUUUGCCCGCAUCCUGCAGAUGGAGGAGGAGUUUGUUCAGCAGGUUUGUGAGCACCUGAUUAAAGUCAAGCCAGAUAUCAUCAUCACAGAAAAGGGAAUCUCAGACUUGGCCCAGCACUUUCUGAUGAGAGCCAACAUCACCGCCAUCCGCCGAGUGAGGAAAACAGACAACAACCGGAUUGCAAGGGCCUGCGGGGCUCGUAUUGUCAGCCGUCCAGAAGAGUUGCGUGAAGAGGAUGUGGGGACCGGGGCAGGGCUUUUUGAAGUGAAGAAAAUUGGGGAUGAGUACUUCACCUUCAUUGUGGACUGCAAGGAGCCCAAGGCCUGCACCAUUAUGCUCCGGGGUGCCAGCAAAGAGAUUCUAGCCGAGGUGGAGCGCAAUCUUCACGAUGCCAUGCAGGUUUGCCGCAAUGUCAUGAUAGAUGCCCAGCUGGUGCCAGGAGGUGGUGCUUCCGAGAUGGCCGUCGCUCAUUACUUGACAGAGAAGUCAAAGGUCAUGACUGGGGUGGAACAGUGGCCCUACCGCGCUGCCGCCCAAGCCCUAGAAGUCAUUCCCAGGACACUUAUUCAGAACUGUGGCGCUAGCACCAUCCGCGUACUCACCUCGCUACGGGCAAAACACACCCAGGAAGGCAGUCAGACCUGGGGGGUAAAUGGGGAGACUGGAGCCUUGGUGGACAUGAAGGAGCUGGGUAUAUGGGAACCUUUGUCAGUCAAACUGCAGACAUACAAGACAGCUGUGGAGACCGCUGUCCUCCUCCUGCGUAUCGAUGACAUUGUUUCGGGGCACAAGAAGAAAGGAGAUGAUCAAAAUAAGCCGUCAGCAGCUCCAGAUGCAGCCCAAGACUAACUCUGGGGUUAGGAAGCCUCUAAGGGAAAGCCACGCACCUCGGAUUGCAGGAUACGGAAGCAACCUGAACCACAUUCCGACUGCUGCUUUCCUUCUCCACUCUCAGUUCAGGUGCAGUCAGAGUCCAAGUUUGUUCAAAGUUGGCCAGGGAAAGGCGGGAACCGUGACAAUAUGUUGGCUCCCCCCGUUCUGUUAAGGAGACACUGGCGCUUUAUUUAAGUAUAUACUGUAGCUUCUCUGUGGCUUUGAUAAUAAAAACGUCACGUCA
Euleptes europaea (tarantolino) is the source of this 1944-nucleotide messenger RNA. It is a transcript of the gene CCT3, whose product is annotated as chaperonin containing TCP1 subunit 3. NCBI's taxonomy places the organism in Eukaryota, Metazoa, Chordata, Lepidosauria, Squamata, Sphaerodactylidae. Gene Ontology annotation, biological process: protein folding. The transcript is spliced from 14 exons. The record is from RefSeq and is a predicted model, not a curated record. The coding region runs from base 39 to 1676 and encodes 545 amino acids. Gene Ontology annotation, cellular component: chaperonin-containing T-complex. Gene Ontology annotation, molecular function: ATP-dependent protein folding chaperone; ATP hydrolysis activity; ATP binding.